Molecule: messenger RNA, 1509 nt
Organism: Leishmania mexicana MHOM/GT/2001/U1103
Lineage: Eukaryota; Euglenozoa; Kinetoplastea; Trypanosomatida; Trypanosomatidae
Product: putative RNA-editing complex protein
Exons: 1
Coding region: 1-1509 (502 amino acids)
Source: RefSeq, a predicted model, not a curated record
AUGCGUCUGCGCCAUUUGGCGGCCCGAUGUUACUUGACACGUGAACGCAUCACCAUCAGCUUGUAUCGUCGCGGCAACGACUGCCGUACAAGGGGGGCCCCAUCUCCCGCCCACACACAUACACACACAGUCAACUCCCCUCCCCUUUCGCUUUUUCCGAGCUCCGCGCUCAUGCGACGGAUUGGCGUGGCAACAUGUCAGCGACGGUGGCUUGCCUCGGCACUGCUGCCCCGCGCCGGGAAGUGCGGAGCGCCAUGGUCAGGGGAUAGCUCCGUUCUCGAUACCGCGGCGUCUCUCACAACCGCGGUCCGCGAAGUGCGCUCCACAGCGGUCUGCUGCGCCCCAAAGGAUGCGCAGUAUCAGUGCGGCGGGUGCGGCAAAACGUUCCGCCUCGUCAACGCCCUCAACCACCACAUCAUGACCCGCCACGGUAACAACGCCAAGGCGCUCAUGAAGAAGGACGGCAAGCUGGUCCCUGUGGAGACGGACCAGCUCAAGGGUGGGGUGCAUUGUGGGUCCUCCUCAUCGUCCACAGCAACGGCGAGCUCCGCAACUCUGGCCGGGGCCGCCGCUGCGGCGUCUUCCUCUCCACUGUCCGGCGGCGCCACCUCACCGUUUCCGGCGCACUUCGCCGCCCCAUUCGGCGCCGCCGCCGCAUCCAUGGGCGGGGUGGCGCCGUCUUUCACUCCACCAGGCACCGCUCCAGGGGUGCUGCAGGCCCCCGCCGCGGCUGGCGGAACCACUGCAAGCCAUGGCGAUAACGGAAACGGCGCCGUCGGGGCCGCUGAGGAGACCGAGAAGCGCAUGUUCGUCUGCACGGUGUGCCAGAAAACGUUCCGGCUGGAGGCGGCGCUACAGCACCACUAUCAGGCGAAGCACAACAUGGAUAUGCCAACCUCCGCCUCGUCUCCGUCUUCUCUCGGCGGCGCGAGUACGGCACCAGGGACUGGCGGCGCCUCCGCGUCCACUCCAGGAGAGCCUGGUGCCAAUGGUGGUGGUAGCGCUGGGGCGUUUGGUGGCGUGCCUGGCGGAUGUGCAGAGGGUACCGCAGCUCCUGCGAACGCUUCUAGCUUGGGCGCUGCGCAGUAUGUGCGACAGCAGGAGGGGGCGCUGCCUGACGCCCCGCAGUACCACCUUGACGUGGCCCCGAACGCGCCGGAAGAGGGCGACAUUGCCGCGCACUGGCGCUGUGUGAACAUGUGUGUGCUGAUGGGCGACGUGCAGGAGGUGGAGGAGGGGUACGUCUUUGAGGAUCAUGUGCUGCAGUUCACCGUGGCGACCGAGUUUGCUACCCCGGCUCCUGGCGACCCUGACAUGGACUUCCACACGGUGCGCGUGUACGGGCACGAGUUUUGGGCCCCGCUGAAGGCGGACGUGCAGUGUGGCGGCCGCUUUCUCGUCACGGGACGACUGUGUAUGGUGCCGCAGUUUGAUACGCAGCUGAAGAAGUACUACCACUAUCCAGUGAUCCAGGUCUUUCCCGGGUCUGGUAACGUGGUGCGUGUUUGA